Molecule: messenger RNA, 1552 nt
Organism: Sinocyclocheilus anshuiensis
Lineage: Eukaryota; Metazoa; Chordata; Actinopteri; Cypriniformes; Cyprinidae
Exons: 4
Coding region: 250-1158 (302 amino acids)
Source: RefSeq, a predicted model, not a curated record
CAAGCCUCUCAAAUACAGCCUCUAUCCAAAAGGAUUUGCUCAUCUUCUAAUGAGUUACAACCAAGUCCUCUAGGACAAAGACAAACGCACCCCACUGUUUGGCAGGACACAACUGUACAGUCUCCCGAACAGGCGGCACAGUUACCGUGGCAUCAUGAAACACCCAGACCCCAGAGAAAAAGCCUCUCGAGCUAUGACCCAUUCAUAACAUCACUUCUUCAUGACAUAAUAACUAAACAAGAAAUUCUUAUGGAGCAACAGAGGAACAUUAUAAGGAUGGUGCAAGAUCUCAAAGCAAACAGUGUUCGUGAGAUCACAGAGGCUAACCAUUUAAGUCCAAAACGGUUUCCAAUGGAAGAUCUAAGGUCAUUAACUUCCCUGGAAAGUGAUCUUCGAUCCUGUCCGGAAACGAGACAAAAAGAGGAAACAGACAGCGGGAGUGAAGAAGAUGAAAUGGCACUCAAGGAUGAAGAAUUCUGUCCGGUACAAAUAAGAAGUCAAAGGACACCAAAGAUGGGCAAACCCUGUGGUCCUACAUGUGGAAAGAAAUGUACGGAGAAGAUCCCGCAUGUUCGAAGAAAAGAGAUAUUUGAUGCCUAUCAGGACAUGUCACACAGUGACAAGUGGGCUUUUGUAUUUCACUCAGUUACCCAAUCAUUGAAAAACCGUCUCACGACGGGAGGUCCCAGCAGACGCAAGAAGACUUUUCAGUAUCAUCUGAAUAACCGCCUCAGACAACCUCAAGAUGUUUGCAAAACCUGCUACCUAACCACAUUUGGAUACCACCCGAAAAACGACAGCAUGAUUGUCAGCGUGACGGGCAACACGUCCAGUGCAGUUCCUCCUCCAGACCGCAGAGGGCGUCACCCACCGGCCAAUAAAAUAGAUCUGUCGCCAAUUCACAAACACAUUGAAUCGUUCAGUCCAACUGUCAGUCACUGUAAAUGUGAACAUGCUGAAAGCAGGCGAUAUUUAUCAAGCAAUGUAACCGUCAUGAUGAUGUAUAAAGACUUUAAAGGCAAAAGUGCAAAGGCAUGUUCAUAUGAAACCUAUAGGAAAGCCAUAAGAGACAUGAAUAUAGGUUUCAGGAAACUGCACGCGGAAGAGUGCAAAGAGUGUCUGGAAUGCGAUAUUCACGUGAAGACUGAGCAUCUCUAAAGCAAACAGUAGCAAAUUAACGCUGUGCUGAAUGUAAAAUAAGAGCAUGAUUCUAUAUAAGUCAGGGUUUCACUUGACUUUGUAUAUUAUUUAUGCGGCCAAAGUUUUGGCUACAUUUUACACCUCCGUGACCCAUUCAGAUGUUUACAGUGUUAGAAAACGGAUGAAAAAUACAGUAAAGUAACAAACCCGUUUUGAAAAACAGCAAGAUAAUAGGAUUAAAUCACAUUUAUUUACCUGCACUUUCUAUUUGUAUAUUGUUUACAUUGUAUCACGUUUUGUUGUUGGUGUAACUACUGUGUUUUGCAGUUGUAGGGCACUACAUAUUUCAUUUUUUUUUCCCCCUGAAAAUGAGAGUGGGAAGUGUUAUAACAGCAUCAGUUCUGUCAUGACA